AUGUCUACCUCCGAGCUCGCCACAUCCUACGCAGCCCUCAUCCUCGCUGAUGACGGUGUCGACAUCACUGCCGACAAGCUCCAGUCCCUGAUCAAGGCCGCAAAGAUCGAGGAGGUCGAGCCCAUCUGGACAACCCUGUUCGCCAAGGCUCUUGAGGGCAAGGACGUCAAGGACCUGCUCCUGAACGUCGGCUCCGGCGGCGGCGCGCCCGCUGCUGGUGCUGCUGCUGGCGGCGCUGCCGCUGGUGGUGACGCCGCUGCUGAGGCCGCGCCCGCUGAGGAGAAGGCUGAGGAGAAGGAGGAGUCAGACGACGACAUGGGCUUUGGUCUCUUCGACUAA
Ascochyta rabiei is the source of this 339-nucleotide messenger RNA. RefSeq names its product 60S acidic ribosomal protein P1. Lineage: Eukaryota; Fungi; Ascomycota; Dothideomycetes; Pleosporales; Didymellaceae. The transcript has 4 exons. The record is from RefSeq and is a predicted model, not a curated record. Gene Ontology annotation, cellular component: cytosolic large ribosomal subunit; ribosome. Gene Ontology annotation, biological process: cytoplasmic translation; translational elongation. Bases 1 to 339 code for a protein of 112 amino acids. Gene Ontology annotation, molecular function: ribonucleoprotein complex binding; structural constituent of ribosome; protein kinase activator activity.